AACAUGUAAAAGAAAUUGAAUCCUCCAAAUAAUCAAAGAGUCUAACUGUGCUGUGUAAUCGCUUUGCUACCAAAUUUUAUCGUUUUCAAGUUUCAACCAUGUGAGGACGUGUCAAUGCAAUCCUGCGACUUCUAAAAAUCUUCCAAUCAGAGAGGCCCCUCAAUCCUUCACAUUUACUAGCAAAAUAUGUUACCCGUGCUCUGUAAUUGCACCGGCUGCUCUAAAAGCUCCAGCUAAAGAUGCCAAUUCACCAAAGAGAAAUGAAGCCAUUCCAUGACCGCCAGAUUAAAUUCCCAUGUUCAAUGCUAAACAUAUUGGCCCCAAAUCUACAGUAACGCCUAUAAUAACUGUUCCCUUGCUAUUCUUCCUCUUCCUCCUCCUCCGGUGUGUGCUCUGGAAAAACUUGCUGCGCGGUCCACACGACAGAAAAAUGGCUUCCGACAGCAACCGGAAGGCUCCCUGCGGCAAGCCUCAGUUCCUCAAGGUGCUCUUCACGGACUUCAUGGAGAAGAUGCCGAUCCCGGCCAAGUUCAUGCGGCGGCACCUGGCAGCGGAGCCCGGGCUCCGGCGGGCCACCCUGAUGAGCCCGUUGGGCAAGUUCUGGCAUGUCGACGUGGUCCGAGACGGCCACGGCGGCGACAGCGACGUCUACUUCGCCGGCGGCUGGGCCGAGUUCGUGAGGGCCAACAGGCUGGAGGAGGAGAACUUCCUGGUGUUCAAGUACGAAGGGAACAUGGUGUUCACCGUGAAGGUGUUCGAGACGUCCGGGUGCAUCAAGAACUACGACGACCUUGUCUUCGCCGGCGCAUUGUUAGAGCAGGCAGCACCGAGGAAGCGGUCCAGCACUGGCUGUGGAUCGCAGCCUACCUCCAAGGGCCAUGGUGGUACACAUGCUCAGAAAACCAGGAAGGUCAGUGACAGGAGCCUUACCGGUGAUGGUGCCAUACAGGCAAAGAAGCAGUACAAACCUCGCAGGAUUCUGAUGGAAGAAAAUGAUGGCGAGCAAGAUGCCACCACAGAGAAGUACGCCCAAGCGGACACCCACUCCGGCAUCGCAACGGAGGCCAAGGAGUCUGACUACACCGGCACCCUCCCUUUCUACGCCAAGACGGCGACUCCUUGCAACAUUCGCUACAGCUACAUGGCAAGUUCUUUAGCUGGUUCAAAAUCAAAUCUAUACUCUCUAGUUCAGAUAGAUAUGCACUGUGAACUUAUAAAGUUCUGUGUCAUGAACGGCAUCGCGACGAACCGGCUGAUGAUACUCAAGGACUCGGGCGGGAGGUCGUGGCCCGUGAAGCUGACGCUGACGAGCGACCAGGCGCGCAUGAAGGCCGGGUGGGGCCACUUCUCCGGCCACCACGGGAUCAAGGUCGGGGACCUCUGUGUCUUCCACCUCGUCGACGAGCACACCUUCAACGUCAGCAUAAGGAGGGCCGAGUAAUAAUGAAGUGUUUUGGCUACUGGUGCUCUGUGUGGGAUGUGUCUUUUUUCCAUACUGUCUUGGAUUUGUCCCUUUAGGUUUGGUAAUAAUAAUAAUAAAGUGUCUCGGGUUCCAAACAGCACGCAUUUUAGAUGUAACCACAUACACUAGUGGAAACUCGCUGACAAACAGAGCAACAAAUGAAACCAUAUAAGGCAGGUGAAUGAAAUGGAACACAGUGAAUUCAUAUCAAUGAUCUCAGAUAUGUAGAAGUGCCAUUAGCAUGCAAAUAAACAAAAAGAACAAGAAUGUGACAUUGCUAUGUGCCAUACAGGACUAGUUUAUACUUCCAGGCACAUGAUUUCACCAUCUGAAGA
Molecule: messenger RNA, 1797 nt
Organism: Triticum urartu
Lineage: Eukaryota; Viridiplantae; Streptophyta; Magnoliopsida; Poales; Poaceae
Product: putative B3 domain-containing protein Os04g0347400
Molecular function (GO): DNA binding
Source: RefSeq, a predicted model, not a curated record